This is a messenger RNA of Fimicolochytrium jonesii, 1404 nucleotides long. RefSeq lists its product as uncharacterized. Lineage: Eukaryota; Fungi; Chytridiomycota; Chytridiomycetes; Spizellomycetales; Powellomycetaceae. The coding region runs from base 164 to 1291 and encodes 375 amino acids. The record is from RefSeq and is a predicted model, not a curated record. The transcript has 3 exons.
CGGACGUUGAUGACUGCCGUGAUGCAGUCAAUGUCGCACUGCUACGGACUGCGGCCAAGUUCCGUCUCCUUACGUGACGGUUACAGACCUGCCAAUGACGCCGAGCAAGAACGACUCGCUUUUCAGUUACGUGACUUUUUAGUCGACGGUCCCCUCAUGGACCAUGGUGACUAUUACCCAACGUGCGAUUGGCGGACUACGUGCUCGCAAUGUGGAGUUUGCCUUGAAACGUCUGCCCAACGGUUCGCCUUACGUUGGUGGUUGCAUCGUAAUCGAGUUCAUCAAAGGCCACACGAUUCGCGACGCCAAUGUCCAGCUCAAGUUCAGCAUCGACUUUGACCAAGAGCAUUGGACGUCAUUGGGUACCCUCCUGACGAUCUCAUUCAUCCUUCGAGGCAUGUUUUUGCGCCCGUGGCGGGACGUCCUCAACUCGGGAGACUUUACGUUGCGGCCAGAGUGCGAAGAGUGGCAGGUCGUCGUCGAUGUGAGCCCUUGGGUGCGCGCGGGUGCUGCAAACUCACCUCUAUCGACAUACGUCGCGAGUCGUUUGCUCAAGGAACUUGCCACGUCCGCCUGCCUGCAGCCUUGCUACGUUUCCAUGAAGUCAAACAGACGAGGAUGGAUCGAGGCCGCCAAGAAGAGCGGCAUGAAGGCCGACGAUCUUCAAGCCUACGUCGCUCACGUUAUUGGCUCUACCGUCACACGCGACUACCUGCCCGAUCACUCUCGGAUGAACUCAACGGCGAUCUGGUCAGCGACGGCAACGUGUACCAGGAAAGCCCCUCGUCUUUGUGGAACACACGUGGCAGCGCGCCGUGCCCGCCCAUAUCCACCGAAGAGCUGGAGAAGAUCUACGCCGCCGACGAGGAAUGGAUGGACGCUCAUAACAUGCUGGCCGACCGUGAAAUCGUCGGUGACGACCGGAAGCAGCUUAUGGCUGAUCGUGAACGUAGGCGCAUGUUUCUCAAACGUCAGGCCGAAGAACGUCAUGAGGAUCUUUACUGGGCAGGCCAAAGGCUCAUUCCUCCGGCCGAGCGCGUCACUAUGCCUCCGGUCGACACGUCCUCGCUGUUCGACGUCGUAUUUGAGGUGCUCGCAGCGUUCGACGUCACCGAAAAUGGCAUUUGGUGGAACGUACCGGCUGGGACGUCAGCUGGUCCUACUACACUCAAGGUCACCGCACGGACAAUCGGGGGCUACGUUGCUGCCGAUUGUGAGUUCAGCGUACUGCUCCCUAUCGCCCCCAAUGUCGAAUCCGGGAUCGAAUUGGGGAUCUACGGCCAAGACGUGAGGUGCAAGAACCCGUGGGGUUUGGCCUGCCCAUUCCCUGCACGUGACACAUCAGCUGGCAACGUACACUGUUGGCACAGCCCACCGGCACCAAAGUUCGUUCGUGAUGGUGAG